This is a messenger RNA of Eimeria mitis, 3096 nucleotides long. Its product is annotated as phosphatidate cytidylyltransferase, putative. NCBI's taxonomy places the organism in Eukaryota, Apicomplexa, Conoidasida, Eucoccidiorida, Eimeriidae. The transcript has 6 exons. Bases 1 to 3096 code for a protein of 1031 amino acids. The record is from RefSeq and is a predicted model, not a curated record.
AUGAAGGCCUCGAUCGGCAGCAGCAGCAGCAGCAGCAGCAGCAGCAGCAUCCCCGCGAUGAAGGCCUCGAUCGGCAGCAGCAGCAGCAGCAGCAGCAGCAGCAGCAUCCCCGCGAUGAAGGCCUCGAUCGGCAGCAGCAGCAGCAGCAGCAGCAGCAGCAUCCCCGCGAUGAAGGCCUCGAUCGGCAGCAGCAGCAGCAGCAGCAGCAGCAGCAGCAAGAGCAGCUGGGGCUCUUACUGCAGCAAGAGCUGCUUCAUCUCUGCUGCUGCUGCUGCUGCUGCUGCACGUCGCAUCUGCUGCAGGUUCCAUCUGCUGCUGCUGCUGGCUCUGUGUCUUCUGGUGUGCAUCAGCAACGAUUUGCUGCUGCUGCCACCAGCAGCAGCAGCAGCAACAACAGCAGCAGCAGCAGCAGCAGCAGCAGCAGACUCGCCUCUGUCUCUUCGGGUGUAUGGGCACCUAUCUAAAGGGGCCCCCGCAGCCUUAUCUUAUAGCCGCCCGCUGCUGCUGCGCUUUGCUGCUGCUGCUGCUGCUUCUCCUAGCAGCAACAGCAGCAGCAGCAGCAGCAACAGCAGCAGCAGCAGCAGCAGCAGCAGCAGCGGCAGCUUCCCUUGUUUGCGCCGUUCCCUCCUGUGUCCUCUUUCCUUCCUUUCGGCGCCAGCAGCAGCAGCAGCAGCAACAGCAGCAGCAGCAGCAACAGCAACAGCAGCAGCAACAGCAGCACAGCCUUCAUCCCCACGAUACAAUGUGCGCGGCCAGCUGCAGCAGAAGCAGCCUUUGCUGCUGCUGCAGCAGCAGCAGCGACUGCAUGCAGCAGGACCUCUUGCAGCUGCUGCUCUUCCAGCAGCAGCAGCAGCAGCAGCAGGAGCAGCAAGAGCAGCAGCAGCUAAAGUGGGGAGCCGCAUAAUAUCUUGGCUUGGCCGCAGCAUCAGCAGCAGCAGCAGCAGCAGCAGCAGCAGCAUCUGCAGCAGCAGCAGCAUCUGCAGCAAGAUAAGCAGCAGCAUCAUCAGCAGUCUCAUCAGCAGCAAACUGAUCAGCAGCAGCAGCAGCAGCAGCAGCAGCAGCAGCAGCAAGAGUAGAAUAGAUGUAUUACUGUUACGUGUAUGUGGUGCAGCAGCAGCAGCAGCAGAAGAUGCAGCAGCAGCAGAAACGCCGGAGACGUCCUAUACAGGCAACGACACCACCACCAGCAGCAGCAGCAACAGCAGCAGCAGCAGCAAGAGCAGCAGCAGGCGUGUCUUAUCUGCUGCACUGCAGCAGCAGCAGCAGCAGCAGCAGCAGCAGAGAAUGGGUUUGCUGCAGCAGUUACGUGCUCGCUUGUCUUCUCUUUUUUCUGCAUGCACACAGCAGCAGCAGCAGCAGCAGCAGCAGCAGCAGCAGCAGCAGCAGCAGCAGCAGCAGCAGGAGCAGCAGCAGCAGCAGCAGCAGGAGAGGGAGUUGCUGCUGCUGCCUCCUGCUGCUCUUGUAUCCCCAAAAAAAACGGUUCUAGGUCUUGCUGCUGGUGCUGCUGCUGCUACUGCUGCUGCUUCUCUUCUCACACUCGCCAUCACUGCUGCUGCUGCACGCACUGCAGCACAACAUAUACUACAACCAACACAGGGGAUCGUCUCCUCACCCCACACCGGGAUCGUCUCCUCACCCCACACCGGGAUCGUCUCCCCCCCACACCCUGGGGCUGGGAUCGUCUCCCCACACACGGGGAUCGUCUCCCCACACACCGGGAUCGUCUCCUCAGGGCCUGGGAUCGUCUCCGCCCCACACCCUGGGAUCGUCUCCUCAGGGCCUGGGAUCGUCUCCCCACAGCCUGGGGCUGGGAUCGUCCCCUCAGGGGCUGGGAUCGUCUCCUCCCCCCCACACCCUGGGAUCGUCUCCCCCCACACCGGGCCUGGGAUCGUCUCCCCACAGCCUGGGGCUGGGAUCGUCUCCCCCCACACCGGGCCUGGGAUCGUCUCCCCCCACACCGGGCCUGGGAUCGUCUCCCCACAACAUAAAGGGGCUGGGAUCGUCUCCUCCCCCCCACACCUUGGGAUCGUCUCCUCCCCCCAUGCUGGGGCUGGGAUCGUCUCCCCCCCACACACGGGGAUCGUCUCCCCGCAGCCUGGGGCUGGGAUCGUCUCCUCCCCACACCCUGGGAUCGUCUCCUCAGGGGCUGGGAUCGUCUCCUCCCUGUGUCCCCCCGGCACCCCACAAGUGUCUCCUUUGGGGCGUUUUGGGCGUUUUCUUGCGCAGAAUUUAAUUGAGUCUUUCUUGCCGCAGCAGCAAACACCAGCAGCAGCAGCAGCAGCAGCAGCAGCAGCAACACCAGCAGCACCAGCAGCAGCAGCAACAGCAGCAGCAGGAGCAGCAGCAGCAGAAAAAACAAUAAACCCUAAACAACAAACAAGAAUAAAGCCAAUAAACCCCCACCACAACGAAGAAGAAGAAAGACAAGCAGCAACAGCAGCAACAGCAGCAGCAGCAGCAACAGCAGCAGCAGCAGGAGCAUCAACAGAAAGGAAAAAAAAAAGAGAUAGAUUAUAUUCUUGGUGUAUAGUAUAUAUAUUCGGGUGUAUAAUAGGUUUAUAUAUAUCAGCAGCAGCAACAACAGGUGACCUCAUCGCCAGUUUAAUAAAGAGAAAUGCAGGCGUCAAGGAUACUGGGCGUUUCCUCCCGGGGCAUGGGGGAUGGAUAGACAGAACAGACGCACAUAUACUUGUGGGGCCCCCAAUGCAUGCAUGCGCUCUGCUGCUUUAUAAAUUCUUACAACUCAUACAAUACACUGCAACACGCAUGCGCCAGCAGCAGCAGCUGCAGCAGCAGCAGCAGCAGCAGUUGCAGCAGCAGCAACUGCAGCAGCAGAUGGAACUGCAGCAGCAGCAGCAGCAGCAGCAGCAGCAGCAACAGAUGAAGCAGGAGCUGCAGCUAGAACAGCAGCAGGGGGAGGAAGAACAACAACAACAGCAGCAGCAGCAGCAGCAACAGCAGCAGCAGCAGCAGCAACAGCAGCUCAGAAAACGACGCGCCAGUGGCUCACGCAAGAGAGAUCCUGCUGCAGCUGCUGCUGCUGCUCCUGCUCCUGCUGCUGCUGCUGCUGCAGCACGACGCCGCAAAGGCACCUAA